UUCUGUUUCUGUAGCAUGCAGCAUACUAAAAACAGCCGUUCUUUCCAGUGUUUGCAAAUUUCUUUGAAUGCUCCUCUUUAUUUCAAGGAUCUGACAACAUCGCCACGACUCAACCGAGCUCUCUCUCAAAGCACGACACUGCCGAGCACCUCGAAUAGCAUAGCCGGAUCGAAUAACUACCAUCGGAACUCGUUAGAACGCGAAGGCAGAAAUAGUCCGGUCGCUGUGUUGGGAUUGAAUGGACUGAAAAACAUUGGCAACACAUGUUUUAUGAACUCAGUGAUACAGUGCCUAUCGAAUACUAGACUAUUACUCGAAUAUGUCAAAAACGACGGUUACUCGUCCGACAUUAAUACGAGCAUCUCAAGUAUGAAAGGGGCGUUAAUUAAAGCAUUCUCGCAAGUGAUCAAGGAGCUGUGGUCGGACGAAGCAUCGGAUCGCGUGGUCAACACCUUGACGUUGAAAUCGCAAAUUCAAAGGUUCGCGCCGAGGUUCAUGGGGUACUCGCAGCAGGACGCGCAGGAGUUCCUGCGCUACCUUCUCGAGGGUCUACACGAGGACGUUAACCGCGUGACGACGAAACCCGCGCCGAUCCUUACUGAGAUCGACGAGAAGCUGAGCGACGGAGAGAAGGCGUACGAAUCGUGGCAGCGCUAUCUCCGAAUGGACAAUUCGAAGGUCGUCGACAUCUUCGUCGGUCAGCUGAAGUCGACCCUGAAGUGCACGCACUGCGGCCACUGCUCCGUGACGUUCGAUCCCUUCUGGGACCUGUCCCUUUCGAUACCGCAGCGACCUUCCGGCUCGUUGCGCCUCCAGCAGUGCCUCGAUCACUUCACCAGGGAGGAGACGCUCGACGGCGACGAAAAGCCUACCUGCUCGAAGUGCAAGGAGAGGAGGAAGUGCACCAAAUCGUUCACAAUUCAGAAGUUUCCGAAGAUUUUGGUUAUACAUCUCAAACGGUUCUCGCCGACGGAACGGUUUCGUGGAAAACUAUCGAGCACAAUUGAUUUCCCCCUCGAGAAUCUCGACCUACGAAACUACGCCGCCGACAACAGCCCGUCGGAGUGCCGAUACAACUUGUACGCGAUCUCCAACCACAGCGGCACCACCUACAGCGGUCACUACACGGCGUACUGCCGCCACCCGUACUCGCAAACUUGGCACGAAUAUAACGAUUCGAGGGUCUCGAGCAUCUCGCCGAAGAUGUUGGUGAGCGGGGAAGCGUAUGUGCUAUUUUACGAGUUGGACAGUCAGAAGUCACGGCUAUAAGUAGAAAAUCACCAUAGAUCUUAUACACCUUAACCCCCCCCCCCCUUUUUUUUUAAUUAUUGAUGAUUGUUUCCCCCGUUUUUACAUUGCGAAAAGUCAACCCCUAAUUUAUUAUUGUAAAGAAAUUUUGAGUAUAUAUUUUAUGUGAUGGUCGCUAAUUAAAAGUAAAACAUUUUAAGUCAAACUUCUCAUUCUAGUCUCGCUUUACUUUUAUUUGGCGAUUUAGCUCUUUAUUAUACUAAUUCGGGUGUAUUGUACUUAACUCUUUCUCUGUAUUUACUUGUAAUUUAGGACAGAGUGCGUAAAUGAUUAGGUUCUCACUUUACACACCGUAAUGUAUAUACAGAAUUUUAACGAGUAGGACGAGGAGGAGGCUUGUGUUAGUCGAAUUAUUCUAAAGAAUACUCCAGCUUUAUAAACAAUGUUGAGCACUUACUAAUUUAUUAAAUUGUUUGCAAAAA
This is a messenger RNA of Photinus pyralis (common eastern firefly), 1730 nucleotides long. Its product is annotated as ubiquitin carboxyl-terminal hydrolase 2-like. The record is from RefSeq and is a predicted model, not a curated record. The transcript is spliced from 5 exons. Bases 16 to 1269 code for a protein of 417 amino acids. Gene Ontology annotation, biological process: protein deubiquitination. Gene Ontology annotation, cellular component: cytoplasm. Lineage: Eukaryota; Metazoa; Arthropoda; Insecta; Coleoptera; Lampyridae. Gene Ontology annotation, molecular function: cysteine-type deubiquitinase activity.